AUGGGACAAACUAAAAGUUCGACUAGUCAAGAUGGUCUCAACAAUCAAUCAGAUUCUAUUGCUAAAAUCGAUGAACAGGACACUUUCGUUGUAUCAACACCCUUGUAUGAUCAUCAACUAUCAAAACGAUGUGAACAUAUUGAUUUUGAUGUUGAAGCUUGGUAUAAUAUUUUAGAAUGUCAAACAUUUCAUACUGAAUUUCUUUCAAUUUCUCCAUCGACUGCCAGAGCUUUUGUCAAUUAUUAUCAAGCACGUUACAACUCAAAAAGAUUUUUCAAUACUAAUGAUUUACGAUUAAUUCAAUCAAUACAACGUCAAUUAAAUCAGAAAAUAUUCAAUUUAGGAGCCAAUCGAUUUCAAAUCAACGGCAAUUUUAUUCGUUUAAGUUCAAGAAGUCCAAAAGACGGAAAUCCUUUAGAUUCACAAAAACUAGUUCAACUCUAUCAUCAAGAAUUAGAAAUUUUAAAGGUAAAAUAUCCAAAUGAAUAUGAUUCAAUUGAAGGCAAGGCCAAUAUGCAAUUGAUUGCUUACUCUAAUGCACAAAUGCGAUGCUUAAAAGUUACAAAUGAAAUUGAGGCAUUGAAUCUUAUAUUAUCGAGUGAAAGAAUUUUUAUUGAUUUAUUAGAAGCACUCAAUUGUCAAGUUGUGCACGAUAAUAAAACUAUUAAUAUUAAUAAUAGAAAACUCUACGAUUGGAGUACAAAAAUCAUUAUUCGUGAGUGGAACAAUUUACUGGAUCCAUCAAUGGAAUUUCGUUGUUUUGUCUAUGAUUCAAAUCUAACUGCAAUAUCACAAUAUAAUCACUAUUGUAAAUUCUAUCCUUUGCAAAAUGAUACUACUGUUCAAAACAUAAAAAAUACAAUUAUUCAAUAUUGGCAACAAAAGAUCAAACCACUGUUAGAUCCGUUCAAGGAAAAAUAUUCUAAGUACAUCAUCGAUAUAGGAUUAAUUGAAAAUAGUUUAUCUAAUGAAAUAGAAUGUGUUGUGAUUGAAUUAAAUCCAUUUGCGCAAACAACCGGGCCAGGUUUAUUUCAUUGGAAAGCUGACAUUCAGCAACUAAUAGGACAAAAAGAUGGCAUUGAAAUACGUGUUCGAUCAAAUUAUUUAACAGAUAUUGAUCGCUAUGUUGAAUUUAUUUUCGGGGAGAAUAAACUGAAUACAGAAAAUAGUUCAUCAUCAGACGAUGAAGAUCGUACACCCUAUUUUGUAUUCCUAAAUAAAAUGGAAAAACAAUUUUCUUCAUAA
Rotaria socialis is the source of this 1245-nucleotide messenger RNA. NCBI's taxonomy places the organism in Eukaryota, Metazoa, Rotifera, Eurotatoria, Philodinida, Philodinidae. The record is from the annotation of a GenBank genome assembly.